GUUAACAUGGUCCAGACCGAGGAGCAGUACGUCUUCAUCCAUGACGCCAUCUUGGAGGCGUGUCUUUGCGGCGACACUGCGAUUCCGGCCAAUCAACUGCGGUCGGUUUAUUACGAGAUGAACCGACUGGAUCCUCAGACCAACUCCAGUCAGAUCAAAGAGGAGUUCAGGACUCUGAACAUGGUGACGCCGACACUGCGGGUGGAGGACUGCAGCAUCGCCCUGUUGCCCAGAAACCACGAGAAGAACCGCUGCAUGGACGUACUGCCUCCAGACCGCUGUCUGCCAUUCCUCAUCACCAUCGAUGGAGAGAGCUCCAACUACAUCAAUGCUGCGCUCAUGGAUAGCUACAAGCAGCCGUCGGCGUUUAUCGUUACCCAGCAUCCUCUGCCCAACACGGUGAAAGACUUCUGGCGUCUGGUCCUCGACUACCACUGCACAUCCAUCGUCAUGCUGAAUGACGUGGACCCAGCACAGCUGUGUCCUCAGUACUGGCCAGAGAACGGCCUCCAUCGCCUCGGCUCCUUGCAGGUGGAAUUUGUCUCUGCAGAUCUGGAGGAGGACGUGAUCAGUCGCAUCUUCAGGAUCUACAACACAGCCAGGCCGCAGGAUGGGUACCGCAUGGUGCAGCAGUUCCAGUUCCUGGGCUGGCCAAUGUACCGGGACACGCCCAUCUCCAAGCGCUCCUUCCUCAAACUGGUCCACCAGGUGGACAAAUGGCAGGAGGAGUAUGAUGGCGGCGAGGGACGCACCGUGGUCCACUGCCUUAAUGGCGGCGGUCGCAGUGGUGUGUUCUGCAGUAUCAGUAUAGUGUGUGAGAUGUUGCGACAGCAGCGCUGUGUCGACGUCUUUCAUGCCGUUAAAACACUGAGAAACAACAAACCAAACAUGGUGGACCUGCUGGAACAGUAUAAGUUCUGUUAUGAAGUUGCUCUGGAGUAUCUCAACUCUGCUUAGCUUCAACAACAGACUCUUCAUCCUCCUCCUCCUCCUGGGGAGGGGGUCGACUACUGACUGAGAGUGAGGAGGAGGAGGAGGAUGUUUUUGCACUGCCUUGUUUGAACUAUCUGACUGCAAGCAUGGACACACUGAACUCUGACAGACUCAUUUUGUUAGUCACCAUCUGUCACCUUGUUGUGUUUUUUUAUUGUUUUGUUUGGUGUCGAUGAAACUAAAGGAACCAAAACAACAUCAGAGCGGAGCAUCUCGUCUGCGAUCGAUCAGAUUAUCAGCACCUGAUUUAACUCCCUGUCAGAUGAACCUUCCUCCUGUGGGAGCAGAACAAUCUGAGGUUCGACUGUAUGAGCAGAUAAAAAUUCAUCUGUGGAAUCAACUGUUAAAUCAGUCAGAUCCUUUCAGGUUAAGAGCUUUUAUUGAUCAGCACAGUCCGUUUUUAAAGGUUGAUUUUCAUUGGUCAUGGAGCAGUGUGAUGUCAGAGCUCAGGAUCAUCAUCAGGUUUAAAGAAGCGCUAAAAAGAUCAGUCAAUUAAUCAAUAAGCUGCUCAACAGGAAACUUGAUCACUGAUGUAUUUUAUAAUUGAUUGUGUGAAGUAAAAAACUUGUCUGUUUCCAGCAGUGACUGUGUUUAAAGAGGGCCACCAUGACAGCUCCGAUGGCAGCUCUGUCGCCCCCUGGAGGGUGGCUGCAGUACAACAGCUCAUAAGCCCCUUCAAGCCCUCUCCAUAUGUUAGUGAAUGAGGCAACAUAAAAAAUAUCAAUACAUUUUUCCUGAUGAUGGUUUCAGUUGUUCUGAUCACUCUGAUGUACAUCUUACUGAUCACUUUGGUUUGAAUUUGUUAUUGAUAUUGUGGCUUUAUUUUUGUCCAGUGGGAGAAAGUGGAGAUGUGUCAGCCAUCUUUAAAUACAGUCUCUGAUUUUUGCCCUCUGAAAUGUAUUUAUCUAUAACUAUUUCUAUAUAACAUCUUCAGGCUGCAGUGAGGCUGAACCAGACUGAUUUAACAUGGAGCCUGACAUUGAGGUUUGGGAUCCAAAGAUGUUUUUUACACUGAGUUUGACGUGUUGGAUGAGUUGUUUAAUGACAUUUGAGUAAUGAUGUGGAACAGGAUCUGAGCUUCAGCUUCCGUUACUGUUAAAUUAAAAGAUAUGGUUCUGGUUUAUGUCUGUCUCCAUAGAGAAACAGCAGAGUGUCGUAGAGAAACAGCAGAGUGUCAUCAGUGUAGAGAGAUUUCAGAUUCUGCAGAGCGGGCCCAGAUGUGAUCCCUGUGGGACACUGUAGAUAAAAGAUGCUGCAGCUAGAGUGGUAAAAACCAAACAAUCAAUAGAAUAUCAGAUAAAACUAAUCAACAGACUGAUUGAUGAUCUUAACAAUCAUUAGUCACAGCUCUGAUUGAAUUCCUGAUCAACAGACGUCCUCUGUGUCGAGCUCAGCCGUCUGUUCUUGACUCGUCAUCUUACAUGUGUUUGCUCAGGAGCUUUCACACUGAGUCAGCUCAGCCGACAUUUCCACAGCAACUGUGCAAACUCCACCUGCUGAUGAUGACUGCGUGAUGUGGUCAAAAGCCAGAGAAGAAGCCAUGAAGUAGACCUUUGAGUUGAGAUGCUUUUGUCGUCAUGUGUUGUUUUUUUGUUUUUUUUGUACAAAGACGUCAGAGUCCGCAGUCCGUUCACCUGUCUGUCUUCUUUGGUGGUUCUUGAUAUUUACUGCUGCAGAUUAAAACUGAAUUGGACAGGAAUGAUCCAGCCACACUGUCUUCAUUCUGAACCCCGGUCCCCUUCUGGCUGUGGUUCCUGUUUGUUUUCUCCUCAGCAGCUGGAUGAUGUUGGUUGGUGGUUUUUGUGAAUAAUGUACAUAGAGCUGGAGAAAGCAGGAAGAAGAAUAUUUAUUCCUUCAGUUGUUCUCUGUGUCGAUGUCGUUGUUGUUGUUGUUGUUGUUGUUCUUGUGAAGCACACAGAGAGAGAGAGAGAGACAAUCAUGUCGGACCGUGUUAAUGUUCAGAACCACAGUUAGACUGGGACAUGAUCCAACUCUGCAUCAGUGUAACCCUGGUUACCUGCUGCUCUGGGUUAAUCUCAGUGAGGUGUAUUUGUAGUGUUGGUGUUUGGCUCUGGUGCUGAUGAGAACAUUAUUGUAAUGAAAGCUUUUAUUUAUGUUGUAUGAUUCCAAAAUACUACAAAUAAAAAAUCCCUAUACACUGAAA
This is a messenger RNA of Lates calcarifer (barramundi perch), 3157 nucleotides long. Its product is annotated as receptor-type tyrosine-protein phosphatase mu. Gene Ontology annotation, molecular function: protein tyrosine phosphatase activity. The transcript is spliced from 8 exons. Lineage: Eukaryota; Metazoa; Chordata; Actinopteri; Centropomidae. The annotation marks the transcript as partial. Gene Ontology annotation, biological process: protein dephosphorylation. The record is from RefSeq and is a predicted model, not a curated record.